AUGUACAACAAAAUCUUUGAGACAGUUCUCUCCCUUACCCUGGUAUCCCUGUGUAUGGGGACUGAAGGUAGGAACUUGGAUAAUGAGUACCUGCGGUUUGGUCGUCAGCACUUCAACGGUUACAUGAGAUUCGGCAGAGCAGCUCAUGGCCCAAGCGAAGACACCGGAAACUACCCUUUCGUCGCUUUUGGAAAUGGGGAUGACCUCCAACAAGAAUCGAACCCACUCCAAACAAUCGCCAGUUUGAAUGACCGCGAAAACCUCGAAGAUGGCCUGCCUGAGUUGGUUUCAGCUGUACGGAUGGAUCGUAGGAGCAGAGAUCCAUUUCUGAGGUUCGGUCGUGGGGUUCAUUAUUUGAGAUUCGGCCGAGCUGUUCCUUAUUUGAGGUUCGGCAAGAGAAACUUCCCUUACCCGAGGUUUGGAAGAAGUUUCCCAUCGUUGACAAACCAGGCUCUAGAACCUUUCUCCAGUUCUGAGAAAAGUCACGAGGUCCUGCAUCAACCAGAAGAUGUUGCACUUCUAACAGGUCCAGGACUAAGCGAAGAAACUUAUGGUGCCGACAGAAAGAGACGUUCAGUAGAUUCGCAAGGAACACAGGCGCCAGUGAAAACUUGUAUGGAUGGCAUAGACACUAGUGACAGCGAGACGUCCAACAUCCCUCUUGAUCAACUGGAGACAAGAGACACUCGCUCACAGCCCUACAUGAGGUUUGGGAAGAAACGUGCCCUUGAAACCAGCAACAACAACAAAUACACCUGGGACAAGCAAUUGGAACUGUACACGAAGAACCAAGCAGACAAGAGGAAACAAGAAUACAUGAGAUUUGGCAGGUCCAAAGAAGAGAGCUCACUUUAA
Messenger RNA from Candidula unifasciata, 855 nucleotides. Lineage: Eukaryota; Metazoa; Mollusca; Gastropoda; Stylommatophora; Geomitridae. The record is from the annotation of a GenBank genome assembly.